GUGUGUUAUAUAUACAUGGCUCCAUCCCGGUACAUGUAGGGGCAUGUGAAGGACAGUAGCAUCUGGCCACCCCGCUCUUCUUGAGCUAGCGACUCCGUGCUUGAGUAGCAAAGGAGCGAGUGAGCAUUUGGUUCUCUGCCAUGGCGACCACAACGGCAGAAAGGGAUGGAGUUGAGGAGGAGCAGAAGAAGAGGAAGCAGGGAGGCUUCAGGACCAUGCCAUUCAUACUGGCGAACGAGAUCUGCGACCGGUUCGCCACGGCGGGGUUCGGCGCGAACCUGAUCACGUACCUGACGCAGCAGCUGCACCUGCCGCUGGUGGAGGCGUCCAACACGCUGACCAACUUCAACGGCACGUCCAGCCUCACCCCGAUCCUGGGCGCGCUCGCCGCCGACGCCUUCGCCGGCCGCUUCUGGACCAUCAUCGCCGGAUCCGUCUUCUACCAGCUCGGCAUGCUCGCCCUCGUCGCGUCCGCGCUGCUCCCUUCGCUCCGCCCCGCGCCGUGCGCGCCGACGCACGGCGCCGCGUCGUGCCGCCGCGCCACCGGGUGGCAGCUCGCCGUGCUCUACCUCGCCCUGCUCUGCACGUCCCUCGGCUCCGGCGGCAUCCGCCCCUGCGUGGUGGCGUUCGGCGCCGACCAGUUCGACGGCCAGCAGCAGAAGCAGCGGCAGAAGGGUGGCGGUGGCGCGGCGGCGGCGGCGGCGGGGAGGAAGCGGAGCUACUUCAACCUCUACUUCUUCACGAUGGGGCUCGCGGUGCUGCUCGCCCUGACGGUGGUGGUGUACAUCCAGGAGAACGUGGGGUGGGGGUGGGGGUUCGGGAUCCCGGCCAUCGCCAUGUUCGUCUCCAUCGUGGUGUUCGUGGCAGGGUACCCGCUCUACGUCAGGCUGAAGCCUGGGGGCAGCCCGUUCACGCGGCUGGCGCAGGUGGUCGCCGCCGCGUUCCGGAAGCGCCGCGCCGCCGUGCCGGAGGACCCCGGCAUGCUGUACCAGGACAAGGAGCUCGACGCGCUCAUCUCCACCAAUGGCAGGCUGCUCCACACAAACCAGCUCACGUUCUUUGACCGAGCUGCGAUCGUGACGCCGGGUGACAUCGCCGGCUCCGGCGAGCCGGACCUGUGGCGGCUGUCGACGGUGCACCGCGUGGAGGAGCUCAAGUCCAUCGUCCGGCUGCUGCCCAUCUGGUCGGCCGGCAUCCUGCUCGCCACCGCCGCGUCGCACAACGGCACCUUCACCAUCCAGCAGGCGCGCACCAUGGACCGCCACCUCACCCCUCGCUUGGAGAUCCCGCCGGCGACCAUGUCCAUCUUCACGACGGUGGCGAUGCUCGCCGGCCUCGCCCUCUACGACCGCGCCUUCGUGCCCCUGGCGCGCCGCGUCACGGGCCUCCCCUCCGGGAUCACCUACUUCCAGCGCAUGGCCAUCGGGCUGGGCAUCUCCAUCCUCGGCGUCGCGUCGGCAGCGCUCGUCGAGGUGAGGCGCCGCGGCGCCGCCGCGGACCACGGCCUCCUCGACAGCCCCGCCGCCGUCGUGCCCAUCAGCGUGUUCUGGCUGGUGCCGCAGUACGCCGUCCACGGCGUGGCGGAGGCGUUCUCGUCGGUGGCGCACAUGGAGUUCCUGUACGACCAGGCGCCGGAGAGCAUGCGCAGCAGCGCCGCCGCGCUCUUCUGGCUCUCCAGCUCCCUCGGCAACUACAUGGGCACGGUGCUCGUCACGGCGGUGCAGCGCGCCACGCGCGGCGGCGGCGAGUGGCUCCAGGACAACAUCAACCGGGGCAGGCUGGACUGCUACUACUGGCUCGUCACCACCCUCAUGGUGCUCAACCUUGGAUACUACCUCGUCUGCUUCCACUUCUACACCAUGAAGCCAUUAGAGGUGGCAGAGGAAGACGAUGACGAGAAGGAGUGUGAGCUCUCCUCCGUCCACAAAAAUGGCGGCCCCGGCGGGUUGGUGUGACGAGGUAGAUUAGGAUAAUUUUAUCAGGGUGGAUAAUGUUGUUAAUUACGGAGUACGAAGUAAUUAGCUGUGCAUGUGCAUGCCAAAUAUAAUGGUUGCAAAAUACAGCCUUUAGGGCAUGUACAAAAAUAGAGUCAGAUAUGAGUCUCUAUAUUAUUUAGAGACUAGCAUCUUACAACAGUUAGAGACAAUAUGGUUUCUAAUCAUUAAUGUAUCCAAAUACUUUUUCUUACUCUU
Oryza sativa Japonica Group (Japanese rice) is the source of this 2192-nucleotide messenger RNA. Its product is annotated as protein NRT1/ PTR FAMILY 3.1. The record is from RefSeq and is a predicted model, not a curated record. Gene Ontology annotation, molecular function: transmembrane transporter activity. Gene Ontology annotation, cellular component: plasma membrane. Lineage: Eukaryota; Viridiplantae; Streptophyta; Magnoliopsida; Poales; Poaceae. Gene Ontology annotation, biological process: transmembrane transport.